AUGUGUCAUCCUCUCUCUCAGCAUUCGCUCCAACAUUCUCAGGAUAACUUCACUCAGAAACCAUCGCAGAGUGAAAAGGAGUCAAGUUUUUCCUCUUCAAGUGCAGCAGGAUCGACAGCAGGCGUCCACCUUCACCAACACAGUUAGGAGGUCAUUUGGGCACAAAGUGCAUAACAAAGUCGAGCUCGGAGUCAGGAUCAGAGGAUGAGGAGUGGAGCGGUGUUGUGUGCGCUGAGCCUGCUGUGCCUCCAGGGCUCUGCGAUCGGGCAGGAACCGGAAGCGGUCCAGGCCUUCUGCGAUGACCCCGCUGUGGAGAAAGCUGUCCACAGCGCCUUGCACAAGUUCAAUGAGCAGCUGAGCUCUGGUCACAAGCUGGCUCUUUUUCAGAUACUGUCAGCUGGAAAGGGGGACAGCGGCUCAGCCGCCGUGUAUUCGCUGAAGUUCACCAGCAGGAGGACUGACUGUCCCGCAGGAAGCAGCAAACCCUGGACGGACUGUGACUAUUUGCUGUCCGGACACAAGGAGCCAUUUUCUUGCAACGCUACAGUCCACGUGACAGAGACAGAAAGCGACACUAAAGAAGUGGAAUGUGUUUUACACCACAACAUCGUUCCAGAGCGGGCCCCCUGCUUGGGCUGCCCCGAGGAGAUUGAUGAGAACUCAGAGGACCUCAGGGUUCCUGUUACUGCCUCUCUCUCCAGGUUUAACUCUGACUCAAACUCUACUCAUCUUUUCACCCUGCAUGAAAUUGGCCACGCCUCCAGACAGGUGGUUGCAGGCUUCAGGUUCAAGCUGAGAUUUGAUAUGAGGAAGAGUGUGUGCGCCAAGGCUGAACACAAUGAACUCCACGAGCUGUGUAUUGCUGACAUCGAGGAUGUGGAGUUUGUUAACUGUAACUCUACAGUCGAUGUAGCGCCAUGGAGAUUUGAACUCCCAGCAGUCCAGAUGGACUGUGAAGGAGGAGCACUGCCUCCCACGGUUUUCAGCAGACGACGUCCUCCUGGCUGGUCCCCACUCAGGAACUUCCUGUACAGACCUCCCUCUACUGCCUCACCUACACCAUCAACUCCACCCUCACAAGCGCCCUCCAAGGCUACCAAGGAAGAGUCAUCGGAGGAGGACCUUGCCACUUCCAAAAAGUCAGCAUCGCCCACCCACUGCCCUUCCAAGCCCUGGAAACCUUUCAAGCCGGUCGAUGCUGCUUUAGGUGCAGCUCCCACAGUCGCCGACUCCCCACAGCCUUCAGCCUUCAGCGAUAAAGACCUGCUGAAUUAAGUUUAGCCUUAGAGGAGUCACGUUCACAAUAAAAGAAAAAUCUUGCUCGUCAUUUUUACGUUUUUAGGUUUCUUUGCAGACUAGCUCUUCGUUAUAUUACAGAGUUUUUGCAGAAUAAUUUUCAGAGAUGUCAUUAUGGUAUAAUAAGAUAAAGAGCCAAGACAAAAAUGAAUAAAAAAAAUGAGUAAAUUGGAGUGUAAUCUAUUGUUCAGCCUGUAAAACACUCAUCAGAAAGCACUGGAUCACAGGACUAAAAUAAAGAUCUACAUUUAGACAGUUAAAGGUGGCUGGUGUACUUGUUUGUUUAAAAUAAAACUAAAAAUAAAAGGUGGUUUGAUA
Molecule: messenger RNA, 1614 nt
Organism: Cololabis saira (Pacific saury)
Lineage: Eukaryota; Metazoa; Chordata; Actinopteri; Beloniformes; Belonidae
Gene: kng1
Product: kininogen 1
Exons: 10
Coding region: 205-1275 (356 amino acids)
Biological process (GO): negative regulation of blood coagulation; negative regulation of endopeptidase activity; positive regulation of cytosolic calcium ion concentration
Cellular component (GO): blood microparticle; extracellular region
Molecular function (GO): cysteine-type endopeptidase inhibitor activity
Source: RefSeq, a predicted model, not a curated record